Molecule: messenger RNA, 278 nt
Organism: Paramecium sonneborni
Lineage: Eukaryota; Ciliophora; Oligohymenophorea; Peniculida; Parameciidae
Source: the annotation of a GenBank genome assembly
UGAUGUUUCAGGAAAUGAGUUUGGAAGGAAACAAAAUAAAGGAAAGUAGAGAAAGCGAAAAAAAAAUCAUAGAGGCUGGGUUGUUCAAUAAAUGUAUAUAUCAAAGAUUUAAUGAGAAUUUAAAUUAGUUGAACAUAUUUAUCAAAUAAAGAGGUAACAUAUAAAAGUAAUUUAUAUACAGAAAAAAAAAGAAAAGGAAUUUUGGCUAGUCAUUUAAGAAUUUAUUUGUCUGGGGGAGGAGUUUGAAAAAAAUUACAAAUAACUUAUCAGUUUACUGA